AUGCAAGGUGUCCCAGAGGAAGAGGUGAACCUGAGGAGGGCACAGGUGGCAGAGACGUGGUUCAGCGCAAUCAGAUUUCGUAUAAAAACUUGGCGGGUCAGGCGAAUAAUCGGACAGCUCUGGCGGGGUCCUGAGGCAGCUUGGCUCGCCUCGCCCGUCCCGGUGACGCAAUUUCCGUCUGCAGCGCCGGGCCGAGCGGCGGCUCCUGAGCGGGUCCGGCCGAGCGGCGGGUCGGAUCGGGGCGGGAGAAGCGCCCGCGGGCGGGGCGCGCGCACCAAGGUGGCAGCGCAGAGGCCGCCAUGGAGACCCGGGUGUCCCAGCACGUUCCUGGUGGAGCAGCGCGUGGCCCGUGCAGCUUCGUGUGGGACAAGGGAGGCGACUGUGUCCGUGUUGACUCAGCCCCGCCUUCCAGGAGAAACAGCUACAACGCUCUCCCUGUGUGCUGCAGCCGUCCCGGGCCUUGUGCUGAGACCGAGCUCAUCACUUGCACAAGUACAGGCUGUCCUGAUCCACGUUCUGCCCACCCAGACAGCUCAGGGAUGCCCCGGGGUCCAGGACCCUUGGUGGGGCAGGAGAUGCCCUGAUGCUGCUCACCUCGAGUUCAAGAGGUCGCAACAGCGUAUCCUGCAGUUCCAAGUCAACAUCUGGAAGAUCUGGAACCUGGCGUUUCUGCUGCAAAACAUCAUCCACCCUGACAGACAGAGGGAGCUGGGGAGGAAGGAGUCGAAAGGAGCCAGUGAGUGGAACAUCAAAAGCAGCACGUAAAAACACAUUCUCACUUUCUCUCUACACACUACACUGAAUUCUAGACAAUGUAGCCUUGUAUUGAUUUUACAAACAUUAACGUGAUGUAUUUUCCACUAAGACAUAGGCUGUGUUGUCAAUCCAAAGUGAGUAAUGCCAUGGUUUGCACAGUUCUGAUGUGAAUAUUGGUGUUUGUACCCAGCAGGACGUUGUGUUUCGUAUUGAAUGUGCCAGAAUAUUUCCGGUAUGACUUUGUGUUGUACAGAUAAUGUCAGGUUGUUUCUAGAUCAUGCGGGUUCAAGGUUUGCACAGCUGAACGUGCUGCCAUGGGCUGCGUCUGUCUGUCCAGAGCCGGUAACAUGUAUGUUUGUAUAGCUUGCUGUGUGGUUUCUGUUUCUUGCAAAAAAAAUUGUUUGGAGUGUAGUUUUUGCCAUUUUCACAUUGUAUCACUCAGCUCUUGUUUUUCAAUGCUUUUUUUUUGCCUAAUGGUUUUUGAAAAAGUUAUCAAAAACGACUGAGAAACCAUCAUUGUUAAACUUGGUGCUGUUUCUUACUUCUGACUUGGGGAUUCAAAGAAAUACCCAAACCAAUACAUCCCAUAUGUUUGGAGGGCACUUCUGUGCAGCUAAAUUAUUCCUUUUCUUGUCAUUAAAUACUUGGGCAUUUGUUCCUAAAACUGUGUAACAGAAGUGAUAUUGUUGGGGCACCUCUGAGUAUAUGUUUGUCUUGAAUAGAUGCCAUGAAUUUAGACACUGUUGCUCCACAAAGUGAUAUUCUGAAGUUCUGCAUUUGAUCUUUCCACUUCAUCUGAUGAAGCAGUGGAGUUUAAUAGUUUGUCUGCAAAUGAAACUACCUAAAAGGCAGUGUACGGGGAACCUCCAGCAGGGAGCUCCUGAUUCCCACCUGACUCCUCCAAAGGUCUCUCUUAAAAGUGAACAAAAGUCAACGAAAGCUGCAGCCCCUCCCUCCUGGGGCACUGCGGUGGGCGCCCCCCCUGGGACCACGGGAAGGUCCAGGAUCCUCGUCCUGAGCGGUCAGGGCAUCUCUGGCAGGUGGGCAGGGAAAUGGAGAUAGGCUGGGGACGCAGAGACGGGCUGAGACAUGGACAUGGACUGGGACACAGAGGUGGGCUAGGACACAGAGAUAGGCUGGGACAUAGAUGGCCUGGGUCACAGAGACUGGCUGGGACAUGGAGGUGGGCUGGGCCAUGGGAACGAGUCAGACCCAGCACAGGAGCAGGGAGGUUGGAGCAGCUCCAUCCCUGGAGACAUGUGCUUGUCCUGGACAUGCCAGCCAUAGGAUACACGCCCCCAGCACAGACACGUACCCAUGGGACACACAACUGGCCCACAGGGACACCAGAGACACACGCACGCCUUGUGCCAUCGUUCCAGUUUUAUUGGUGGAGCCGUGGUGGUGCACUGGUGUGGCGGUGGUGGUGGCCAAGGCUCUGCCGGUUCCCCAGACGCCAGUGCUGGGGUCGGCUCAGCGGCGGCGGCGCCGUGUCCCCCGCCGGCGGCGGCUGCUCCUGUACCGCCGGCGUCGGCUUCGCCCAUAGCGGCGGCGAGAGCGGCUCCGGUAGUGGCGCCGGCCGCGGCGGCGGCUGCGGCUGCGGCUGCGGCUCCUGCUUUGCCGGUACCGGGCCAUGGUGGGGUGGCCGCCGCCCUGUCCUGCCAGAGGAUGCAGCUCUGCACCCCCGGCCCUGCUUUUAUAGGGGUGCCUGGGCAGGGCCCUUUGUGACAUCACCAGUGACGUCACAAUGCCCCACUGUGGCAGUUGCACAACCCCCCAUGAUCCGGAGCAUUCAACAGGGCAGUUGAUGGCUCCUUAGAACCUUUUGUGCCCCACUGUGCCUGUCCCCACGUACACAUCGAGGGUGGUACCAAGGCGCUCCCAGUCACAUCCUCCCCUACCCCGGGCAGGGUGACUUCACCUCCAGCAGCUGGGGGGACAGGAGGGGUGGGACCCUCAGUCGGUGACAGGGUCCUCAGCAAAGAAUGUGCCCAGAGAAGCUGAGAAGCUUCUGGACCAUGUUGAAAUGCCCACAGCCACAUCUGCCUAGACUAUGGAGCGGGGCCCCCACCGAAGAGCCCCUUGGAGUGGUCUUCUCAGAGCAGCAGGUCUGUGAACUGGAGCCCUCUCCUUAGACUGGGACGCUGUCUAAGGAGACUGCCUGGCACCGAGAGCGCCUCACCUCCUCCUGUGCUGGGUGGUUAUUUUUCUCUACUGGAUAUAUCCUGGGAUGAGUCCUUGCCUACCCCAGGCAAGUGAGAGCCCUCGCCCAGCCCAGGUGAGUGAUUGUUUCUUCGGGGCACCCAUGAGUGAGAGGCCUCUAGUUCUGUUUCUUGUGAGUGAAUGCGGGCACAUUGUUGAUCCUUGUUAUUCUUAUGUUGUCAUACCCAAAUAACCUCCUCAGGUGAUAUCUGAACCUGAAUUUUAUGUUGUUGGAGUGCUAAAUAAUUGUAUAAACCCUGUUUCUAGUUUAUUUGCUAUGCUUUCCCAUCUAGAAUAAAGUCUGCUUUGGAACUUGU
Molecule: messenger RNA, 3275 nt
Organism: Columba livia (rock pigeon)
Lineage: Eukaryota; Metazoa; Chordata; Aves; Columbiformes; Columbidae
Exons: 6
Coding region: 1-765 (254 amino acids)
Source: RefSeq, a predicted model, not a curated record